Oenanthe melanoleuca is the source of this 1692-nucleotide messenger RNA. Its product is annotated as serine/threonine-protein kinase pim-1-like. NCBI's taxonomy places the organism in Eukaryota, Metazoa, Chordata, Aves, Passeriformes, Muscicapidae. The record is from RefSeq and is a predicted model, not a curated record. Gene Ontology annotation, molecular function: ATP binding; protein serine/threonine kinase activity. Gene Ontology annotation, cellular component: cytoplasm. Gene Ontology annotation, biological process: protein autophosphorylation.
AUGCCGCGUCUCGCAAGGCGCCCGUGGGCGAGACGGGCCCGCCGCUGUGCCGCCUCCGCGGGGCUCCGUCCAUUCUGGGUGCGGCGCCUUUUGAAGAGCCUCUGGCAGAGCGCCGCGCUCUGCUGGUGGUGGUGCUGGAGCAGCGCCGUCUUUUGGCUCCGCCUGGCGCGGUCCCUGGCCCGGCCCCGGCCCCGGCCCCGAACGAGGCCCCUCCCGCAGCUCCGCCCGCAGCCGCCUCGCAGCCGCCCGGCUCCCGCCCCGUCGCCGGCAGCUUCUCCGGUGCGAGCCCCGCCGCCCGUCAGCUCGGCCGCCGGCCCCGAGCCGCCGGAGCCCAGGGCGGCUCGGGAAGCAGCAGCGCCCGGGGCGGACGGCUGCCCCGGGCAGAAUGCCGAGAGCGCCGCGCCAGCCGCACGGGCGGAGAAGCCUCCCCUGGAGCAGCUCUACCGGGAGGGCCCGCUGCUGGGGAGCGGCGGCUGCGGCAGCGUUUACGCCGGGACCCGGCUCGCCGACGGCGCCCCGGUGGCCAUCAAGCGAGUGCCCCGCGAUCGCAUCUGGGAGUGGGCGCGGCUGCACGACGGCGCCCUUGUGCCCCUGGAGCUGGUGCUGCUCUCGAUGGUGUCGUGCCCUGGCUUCCGCGGCGUCGUACACCUCCUGGACUGGUUCGAGCUGCCCGACGGCUUCGCGCUGGUCAUGGAGCGUCCGGAGCGCUGCCGCGACCUGUGGGACCUGCUGGACGCGGGCGGGUCCCUGCCAGAGCCCGUGGCGCGGGGGCUGUUCCGCCAGGUGCUGCAGGCCGUGCAGCACUGCACCAGCCGCGGUGUCCUGCACCGCGACAUCAAGGCCGAGAACGUCCUCGUCGACCUGGCCACCGGCGACGCGAAGCUCAUCGAUUUCGGCUGUGGCACGAUCCUCCAGGACACCUUCUACACCUGGAUGGCAGGAACGCGCGAGUACUACCCGCCGGAGUGGAUCCUCUUCGGCUGCUACCACGGCCAGCCAGCCACCAUCUGGUCCCUGGGCAUCCUGCUCUAUCACCUGGUGUGCGGGCACCUUCCUUUCACAACCAGAGAGGACAUCGUUCGGGGCCAGCUCUUCUUCCCGCCCCGGGUGUCUCAAGAGUGCCAGCACCUCAUCAGGUGGUGUUUAUCUAUGGACCCUGCAGACAGGCCAUGCCUGGAAGACGUCCUAGAGCAUUCUUGGCUGCAGAAGCCCCACCUGGCCCAGGAGACAGCAGAGAUCCAUCCUCUGCACAGUAGGAUCCAGGAGCCCAGCAAGUACCAGCUGCUCGCGUCUUCGUGGCGCUCAGAGAAAUCUCCAGAGCGUUUCCCUGCGGCUGCGCCGAGGCACAGCUGGCGUGUUCUUGUGGAGCACGAUGCGGAGCCGGAGAACGCCAUCCUCGAGCUGGCCGCUGGCGGAGCGAAGCCGAUGGGCUUUGGAAGAUUGCACCCGGUGCCCAGACCGCAUGAGGAAGCGCCGGCACCGUCCGUGGAGCCCGUCCAGUGCCGGCGCUACCCCGGGGGGGCCACGGUGUGCGGGGACAUCCCUUUCAGGAAGGACGAGGACCUCGUGUGGGAUCAGCUCCUCUCCCCGCAGCAGGUCUCCAGAGGCUACCAGCACCUCAUGCCAUGGAAAGGGCACCGCUCGGCCUGCCAGUCUGGGAGGGCUGGAGUACAAGAAGGCGGCUUGUGCUAG